AACCAGAAUCUCCCCUCUUUACCAUCUCACCACCUUCCAUUCGGUCGAUAACAAACUGCCUGUAAAUUUCCUUUUUAUGGAUUGACUCGAUAAGAAGAAAAAAGAAGCCAGAAAACCAAUAAAAAAAGGACGUUCUUCCUCAAGUCACUCUUUGCCCCUCACUCUCCGACCUUCAGACCUUGACCGAUUAACCCUCCGCCUGAGCUGCCACUGCCUGCCAGAAAGAAAAGCUUUUGCUUACUUUCAGCUUCUUCGCGCGGAAACGACGAUUGAUCCUAAGCUGCCCGUUCUCUUGAUUCUUUCAACUCUUGAUCCUUUUUUAUUUCUCCCUGAACGCCAUCGACUCCGACAUCUCCUCGAAAUCCCCUGGUCACCAAUGAGAACUUCAUAACUUUUGAUCCCGAUACCUACCUGAAUCACUGUAAUCCCACAUUCCGGCCAUUCUCAUGGCGCGACGCUACGAGAUCGAUGAGCUGCUAUGGCUGCGCUCAUCGCCUCUGGUCACCAAGCCUGCGAGCUUACCGCCGGUAGAAGAAUGGAUGGGACCACUUCCUGAACGAAAACCCAAAGACCCGAACAAUCAGAAUGAGACUACGACCAACCGACGACCUAGCAUUAUCGAAGCCCGUCAUCUUACACGAGGUUCGAACUCAGAGGACAUUAUUCUCGGACCACCACGGACGGCCUUCGCUUCCGCAUCCCGCAUUGCCGGCAAGGGCUCUAUAGAUGCAACGGAACGGCCGUCUAGAAUACCGGACUCGGACGAAUCUAAAAAUGACCGUUUCAACUUUCGGGACAAGUUUUUCAAAGAACGAGAAUCCGGCGAUUUUGACAAACGCGAUGGAAAACUAGGCAUUUUCACCAACCGACGUAAUGAUAAGGAGGACUGGAAUAGUGGGCGCCCACGCCGUGCCUUCGGCCCAGAUGACCCUGAACGUAAGCCAAGGCGCAACGGCGAUUUCGAUCGAUGGGAAGGCCGUGAUAACACCAGAGAACGUGACCCCCGAGACUCAAUAACAUUUGGAAACCGUGAUAAGGAUAGCCGAUUUUUCAUUCGAAAAGAUGGCCAGCCAGGACGGUCGAAACUCGAAGGAAGCUGGUUCCGUGACGAGAGUAAUGCGCAGGAUGCCCUUGAAGCAGAGGAAGACAAGCCACCAGUUCGCAACCGUGAAUGGCGUCGUGACAGACAUGGUGCGGAUCGUGACUGGACUAGGGGCGCUAAGUUCGAGCAAGAUCCUGAGUGGUUAGACUCAACUGAUCGAGAAGAGCCCAGGCCGGUGCAUACCCAGGAAGACUUUGAACAAUGGAAACAGAGGAUGAAGGCUGGCUCCGCUCAGGUACAGGAGAAACGAGAGCCCCCAUCGGAACCAGCUACCAGCACCUUGCCAAAACUGGAGACAAGACCUACCGAUGGUGAAAUAUUCAGCAGUACUGGCACGCCUCUCCAGGCGGAUGCUACGAUGGAACGAUUCUUUGGAUUACUCAAUGAAGCGAAGCCUUCCCCGGACAUCGGCAAUCAGUCGCCUGUUGUGGAGCCAACUAGCAGCAAGAAGGAGGCGAUGCCCGCCAAAUCUAUAAAAUCAUCUCGCUUUGCCGGCUUGUUCAGUCCACCUCCGGGAACACCGACGAGGGAAUCCGAACCUCAGGCUGUAGGCCAGCCUCACGCUGAUCCCGACCAGGAAGGGUUUCAACGCAUCUUACAGAUGCUGGGUGGCGGUGCCAAGUCGCGCAAUGGUACUCCCCACAAUGAUACACCACAGCCUCAACGCCCUCCAUCGUUGGUGCAGGCCGAGCAAGGUCGAAGUGCGCUCUCGUCACCGGUUCGUGAGCAGUUCAUCCGCCAGGAUCAAAUGGCCUUCAAUGGAUCUCCUGCUCGUACAACUGCACCUCCGCCUGGACUCUCACAGCACCCUAUCCAGGAACCCUUCAAAGAUCCGCAUGCCGGUGAACGUGAGCACUUGCUUCGUCUUAUGCAGCAAGUUAGGAUAAGUCCAGUCCCGAACAUGCCCCAUGGAAGCCAGGGCCCUCAGAGUGCUGGUCCGGCUCCUGGCAUGAUGAACAUACCUGAAAUGAUGUCUCAUCCCCCGGGAUUACCUACCCCGCAGAAGGGUCCCAGUUUCCUAGAUGAUCCAGCUAUUGCCAACAUGCAGAGACCAGAUGCUGCUGAUCAACUUCGGCGUAGACCCGCAAAUGGGCCACCCAUGGGCUACUUCGAUGAUAUCCUCUUUGCUCAGGGUAACAAUGUUCCCAUGACUCCUGGCGGAAGCCGGGCUCCGCAAGGCCAGGGCCACCCUGCUAUGGGAAUUCAAAGGCCACCUGGGUUCGAACAUCUGCCGCCUCCUCCUGGAUUCGGAGGUCAACAAUUUCCACCACAACAGGGUGCACCGGGCCCAUUGGCACCUCCGCCAGGUAUCCCAACUCCCAACCGAGGCAUCAACCCGAAUCUCAUGUCCAAUGCAAUGCCAAUGCACGGUAACCUUCCUCCCCUUAAUGACCGUCAAGGCUUCCCACGUGGAGCUGGCGGCAAUGGAGCGGCAGCAUUCGGCCCACCACCUGGCAUGAUGCCCCCUCCGGGAUAUAUGAACAUAAAUGGUCUACCUCCUUCGGGGUUGCCGCCGAUGCCACAUAAUGCGGAGGCCCUGAUGGGACUUGGUGGUGGACAAGGUCCGUUCGGAGGCAAUCCUGGUCCUCAGGGCCCGCCGCCAUCCUCUAGGCAUCUAUUGGACAUGUUUGGCCAGGCUAACGGUGGUGUUCCCGGACAUUUCCGGUAGAUUAUUACUGAACGGGACGGAGUUCACAUUCACGGCAUGUUGCCAUACUGCGAAGCUCUCUUUCAGAUGUCUUUGAUGACACCCCUUUGGUCGAUGCCGGAGUCUCUUUUCUUUUUCCAUGUUCCAUCUGAUACGCCCUUUAAGUUUGUUGUAUCCAUUUUUUGCCCUUCUACUUCAUACGCAUCACGGAGGGGGUGUUGAUGAUGACCAUCAGAGGAGAGUUUUGUUAUAUGGCUGGUGCCAUUCAGCUAGUUAUGGAUUUGGCACGGACUUACAGGGUGGAUUGCUCGCUGUGAUUCGACCAAGUGACUUUGCUGACCAUUGGAAAGAUUGGAGGGGAUAUGUGGUGAUUGAUUGAUUGAUUGGUUGAUUGGGAAUAUCCUUGAAAGCUCGCAAUACCCUGCCAUGGAUCUGUGUCAAUCCUGGAUGGAUGGAUAGUUCCAAUUCAAUCUAUUACAUGGACCUGGUCUUGUCUUCGGAG
Messenger RNA from Aspergillus ruber CBS 135680, 3252 nucleotides. RefSeq lists its product as uncharacterized. Bases 447 to 2771 code for a protein of 774 amino acids. The transcript is spliced from 3 exons. Lineage: Eukaryota; Fungi; Ascomycota; Eurotiomycetes; Eurotiales; Aspergillaceae. The record is from RefSeq and is a predicted model, not a curated record.